ACGUGCUCUCUCGUGGUCCUUGAAAGAUGUCGACCAUCGACAAGAUGUUGAUCAAGGGUAUCCGGAGCUUCAGCCCGGAAAACAAUGACGUGAUUAUUUUCUUCAAGCCGCUCACCCUCAUAGUAGGGUCUAAUGGAGCAGGGAAAACGACCAUCAUUGAAUGCCUAAAGCAUGCGUGCACGGGUGAGCUUCCUCCUAAUGCACGAUCAGGACAAAGCUUCGUCCAUGACCCUAAGAAAGUUUGCAUGAGCUACAGGUGUGCUGAUAUAGACAGGGAAGUGCCAAAGCUGAUGGGGGUGUCAAAAGCUAUCCUUGAGAAUGUCAUCUUUGUCCACCAAGAUGAGGCAAACUGGCCGUUGGCUGAGGCUGCUGUCCUGAAGAAGAAGUUUGAUGAUGUAUUCUCUGCCACAAGGUACACUAAGGCACUGGAAGCGAUCAAAAAGUUGCACAAGGAUCAAGCGCAGCUGAUCAAGGAGUAUAAGCUUAAGCUGGAUCACUUGUCUUCGAUCAAGGAUGCAGCUAUGAAGUUGCGGAAGGCCAUGGAUGAGGACUCUAAGGAAGCUGAAAAAUUGAGGGCACAGAUGGCUGAAUAUCAGAGGAAGAUCGCAGCACUUCAGGCGAAGAGGGAAGCUGCUGAACAAACAAUUGUAGAACUGAGAAAUCUUCAAGAAGAGAUGAAGCUGCAGGAGGAAAAAAGGAAAAGUAUUGUCCAACAGAUUAACCAGCUGCAAAGCCAGAUGCAUGCAUUCACUGAGGCGGAUGAGGAGCUGGAAAAAGCGCACGAAAACCUUGACAAAGUGGUGAAAGGCUGGCAACAGGACCAAGUGGUGCUUGGACAAAAACAGGCAGACUUGAAGAUUGGCCUUGAGACUGCUAAAGAGAGUUAUACUAAGGAUUGCCAGAUCAAGGGACGGCUGCAGGCAGAUGCAGAGGCUUUUGCUUCCAAUAAGCAAGAGAGAGACAACCAUCUUCGAGCAACUGCUGCUAGACACAAUCUUGGUCAUGUGGAUACAGGGCCGCUGUCCACAGAUACGGCUGAGGAGUUCACAUCCAAGGCUAUGCAACGGCUUUCAGACUUACAGCUCAUGCUGAAGACAGUGAAGGCAGAAAAUGACGCCAAAGAUAAGAGAUUGGAGAAACAAGUGGAUGAUAUGAAGAGACACGUGUUUCAGGCAGAGAGCACAAUACAAGCCAGGAAAAAGCAAAUGGAAGAUAACAGGGCACAGAUGCGACAGUUGGAGAGGGACGUUGAGGCUGCAACCAUAUCUGAAAGUGAACUGAUGGAGCUUGAAGAAAGGGAAAGGUUGCUGAAAGACAAAGUGGACGCGGUGGCCCUCAAAAUGCAAACUGCUCAUUUGGAUGACAAAUUAAGCGAAGUCAAUCGACAACUUCUCGAUGUUGAGACAGUAAUCAAGCGGCUUUCCCGGGAGAGAGAUGAGCUAGCUGCAGAAUCGGCUGAGAGGAUUAAGCUGAAGUUCAAGAAGGAAGAGCUGAUUGUAAAGGAACGGCAGAUUUCCAAAAUAUUGAGUGACAAUGAGAGGGCAUUCGUGAAUGCGCUGGGAAAGGUUCCCAGCCCACAAGAUCUCAAGAAAACCUUGAAGACUGUCAUAGAAAACCAUGCAAGGUCCUUGAAGGAGACAGCUGAGGCGUCUGAGAAAGUGAGGGAUAAGCAGAGCCUGGCAAGGGCUGCACGGAAUGCAGCAAUGGAGAAUCUUACGAGGCUGGAGGAGCGAAGGAAUGCAUUGAGGAGCGGCCUUCUGGAGAAGCUGGUGGUGAUCUUGGAACAAAGAGCUGAUGUGGAGAGGUUACCAUCAGAGCUUGAAAAUGCAAGCAAGCAGUACAAUUUGACAAAGACGAAGCUUGAUAUCCUGAAAGGCAUGAAAAGGAUGUUCUCUCCUUACCUGAAUCAUGCAAUGGAGCAUGAUGCAUGCCCUGUUUGUGAGAGGAAGUUUGAAAAUGAAAGCGAGAAGGCUGGUUUCAUUGAGAAGCAACGAAAUGCGCAUGUGGAGUCAGAAGCAUCAGAGAGGAGGAUGACGUUUGAAACUAGCGUCUUGGAGGCAAAGCUCGAGAAGUUAAGGCACUUGGAACUUCAGUAUAAGGAGUACGAGAUGCUGAGGAGAGUGGAAAUUCCCAAGGCACAAGACGUGCUCCUGCAAUGUGAAAAGAAGGCUGCAGCUAUGGAAGAUGAGGCAAAGGAUGUCUGUGGCGUGCUUGCCCAAAUGGAAAUGGAACAAUCUGACCUCGUAGGUUUGGAGAAGCACAGUGACACAGUGGACAGGCUGUUGAUGGAGUCCCAGAUCCUGAAAAGACAGAUCCACGAACAGGAGUACAGAUUGGACUGUCUAUCAGAGAGCGCGAGGACAGCAGAUGAUAUAAAGGCUGAGCUGUCGGCCUAUGAAGACAAAAGGUCGCAAAUGAAUCUGCAGAAGGAUAAGCUGAGAGACGAGCAAGAGACGCUGAGCAGGGAACUUCACAAUACGAGUGUCAGAUGGCGAGCUGCACGGGAAGACAAAAUUCAAGCAGAUCAGAAGUUGUUGCAUCAGGAGAAGCUGAAAGACGACAUCAAAAGACUUGAUGAGCAGAAUGGGGAGCAUGACAGAACCAUUCAGAGUCUGCAGCUUCAGCUUGGAACAUAUAGAAAAGAGCUUGACAAGACAAUUCAGGAUAGAGAAUCGCACAGAGCCAAGAAGUCUAAGGAGGAGCAAGACAUACAGGAAAGGUUGGGGGCACUGCAGACUGAUUGUGAGACACUGCGUCAUAUCAACAUGAGAAUUGACGAAUAUGUGCUUGGGAACAAGGAUGUCAAAUUGAAGGAAACCAUCGAUAGGAUGGCAGCUUGUGCUGAACUGCAACUGCAGCUGGAGAAAGAUAUUGAAGCGAUAUUGGAGAAGAUAAAGGAGAGAGAAACAGCGGUUCAGGAUCAGGUCCUUUUAAAACGUGAAAUUGAGGACAACCUUCGCUUCAGAAAGUUGGUAAAUGAAGAGAGACGGCUCGCAGAGGGUAACCAGAGGCUCGCACAAGUGAUGGCAGACAAGGGAGCUAUCGCAAAUGUGGAGGGUGACUUGAGAGGUCUGCAAGAGGUCUAUAACAAAUGCAGGGAUGAGGUUAAUAAGGCACAAGGGACAGUUGCUGCGUAUGAGGCAAACAUUGAAAGAAACAAGAUGGAACUGCGACAACCAACCUACAAGGAUAUUGAUGCGCGGUGCCGAGUGCAGUUUAUACAGCUGAAGGCAACAGAGAAGGCAAACAAGGAUCUGGACAAGUAUUACAACGCCCUGGACAAAGCCUUGAUGAGGUUUCACACGAUGAAGAUGGAGGAGAUCAACAAAAUUAUCAAGGAGCUCUGGCAGCAGACAUACAGAGGGCAAGAUAUUGAUUUCCUAGAGAUUCGAUCGGAUUCAGAAGGCGCUGGAACGCGGUCCUACAGCUACAGGGUGGUAAUGAGGAGUGGGGAUGCAGAAUUGGACAUGAGAGGAAGAUGUAGCGCUGGACAGAAGGUGCUGGCCUCUCUUAUCAUCAGGCUUGCACUGGCCGAGACAUUUUGCCUUAACUGUGGCAUCCUUGCACUCGAUGAGCCAACCACCAAUUUGGAUCGUGCAAAUGCUGAGGGUCUUGCAGCUGCUCUCCUGAGGUAAUCUGAAAGGCUUUCCACAGUUCAUCCAGCAUCGUGUUACCAAAA
This is a messenger RNA of Chara braunii, 3679 nucleotides long. NCBI's taxonomy places the organism in Eukaryota, Viridiplantae, Streptophyta, Charophyceae, Charales, Characeae. The record is from the annotation of a GenBank genome assembly.